Molecule: messenger RNA, 2319 nt
Organism: Symbiodinium pilosum
Lineage: Eukaryota; Dinophyceae; Suessiales; Symbiodiniaceae
Source: the annotation of a GenBank genome assembly
AUGACCUCUUACAGUCCAGGCGGGCUGCCGCGUGUCAUCUGGAUGUUCUGGGCAAACGGUCAGGAGGGCCUGGGCCCGUUCCAGAAAGCCUGCAUCAAUUCUUGGGUUUACAGGAACCCAGGUUGGCAAGUUCUACUGCUGAGUGCCCAGUCCUGCUUUGAGUAUCUUGUGGAGCAAGACCUGCCGAAUACCUGGCACCACCUGCGGCUGGAUGCCGCUGCUGAUGCAGUUCGCCUGGCUCUCCUCUCCAAGUUUGGAGGUGCGGGUGUCUACGUGGAUGUGAGUGUCGUUUGCAACAAGAGCUUGGAGCGCUGGCUUCUGCCGCGGAUGGAAGGGAAAGGCCUGGCAGCCUUCGUUUUCAAACACUUCGGCCGACAAGAGUGCCAGAACCACGGAGAGUACCUUGAAAACUGGUUCCUUGCAUGCCCGCCCAGCAGUGAACUCAUGUGUAGCUGGCGGGAUGCUUUCAAGCGCUUCUGGCAUGGCCGGACAAGUGCAUUUGACCAUGGAGGCUUGCAAGCCAGCGAAAUGUUCCGGGGAGUGGACCUGAGCUGUAUGCAGGAUUCUCAGAAGAAUUACUUGACUAUGCACUGUUGCUUCAAGUGGCUCAUUGACUCUGACUCGAGAGCAAGAAGCCUCUGGAAGACAAGCACUGUGCUGUUCGCUGCUGAUGACGCACUGGGGUGGAUCCUUGAUUUAGAGGGCGUGGGCACGGACUGGGCAAAGCGAAACCUUGCCGGACGUCAUGCGGCGCGUUGGUUGUACCGGGAUGACGUGUCCUGGGUGUCUGGGCUGGUACAGAGGGCGGAAGCCUACAAGACACUGCUGUCCAAAACACAUGAGGACUGUGCCCAGCUUGCUCUGCAGAUGUGCAGCAGCAACGGUGGCCUGUUUGUCAAAAUCGGCCAGCACGCCGCAACGCUAGCCCCUGCAGUGCCACCGGAAUACGUGCGGCACCUUUCGCAGCUGCAGGAUCGUGCACCGGCUGGAUCUUGGCAGGAUGUGAAGGCGGUCCUCGGCUCUGAGCUCCAGCUGCCGCGUGAUACAGAUUUGCCGAGUGCAGAUGGGGUUUUCACCGAGUUUGAUGUCGAGCCCGUCGGCAGCGCAUCCUUGGCGCAAGUCCAUCGUGCAAAGUUACAGGACGGUUCGGAAGUUGCUGUCAAAGUGCAGCAUCGCGACAUUGAGUCCGUUGUGUCCAGCGAUAUCUUCAUUGUCCGCCGCCUGGAAUGGCUGAUGAGCCAGCUUUUCAGAGAUGAGGGGUUCUCAAUGGCAUGGGCCAUAGAUGAGUUCGAACGGAACGUGCAGCAUGAACUAGACUUCCUUGAGGAAGCAAAGCACGCGGCGCGCUGUCGUGAAUGUUUCGAGCAUCAUGACUCAGAUUGGGCGGCAUCUAUCUCAAUACCGAGGGUCUAUCAUCACCUGUCAACGCGUAGGCUACUAGUAAUGGAAUUUUCGCAUGGGACUGCGAUUAGCACCGUUGUCAAAGCUGCAAAGAAGCGGACACAGGGGCUGAAGCUGUCCGCCUGCGAAGAGCAGGCGGCAAACGUGGCAGCUGUGGCAGCGAAACUCCUUGUUGAAGCCUUCGGAGCCAUGGUGUUUGCAUUCGGAUACGUGCACUGUGACCCGCAUCCGGGAAACAUCCUUGUAGAGAUCGGUGCAUCAGGCUCAGAGUCAACCCGGUUGGUAAUCCUGGACCAUGGACUGUACAGGGAGCUCUCGGAAGAGAGGCGACUGGCCAACUGCGGACUUUGGCAGGCAAUGGCGUUGCAAAAUGCAAAGGAGUUGAAGAGCCACUGCCGCACCUUGGGGAUUGACAGCAGCGCCGCAGAAAUACUGCCACUCUAUUUCACAAACCGCUCCCUUGAAACCAAGGCUGGCCUAGGACAGAAGAUCACAACCAAGCAAAAACAGGAGUUGCAGGUAAAAUUACAAAGCCUGGGCAUCUUACCGCGAAAAGCCAGCGCGGCUUCUUUCGCCCUCUCUGGCCUGGGUAUGCUCGCUGAUCGAAUCCCGGGGGACAUGCUAAUGGUGAUGCGUACGAUGCAUCUCGUGGCAGCUUUGCAUCGUGAUCUGGGAGGCAAGCCCGCAGACCGUUUUGCAUCCUACGCGUUGGCUGCUGCGCGGGGCAGCCACGCCAAGGCUUGCAAGCCGGCAUGGUUGCCAUUGCAGCGCGUAAUCAUGCAUGUCAAGGCUUGGGCUUUCAAGGCACGGCUUUGGCUGAGGGAGCUACGUUUAUUCCUGUGCGGAGCAAUGUCCAUGCAGGCCAAGGAAGAGUUCUCGAUUGCAAGGAGCCUUGCAGAAAUUGCGAGCAAUCCACAG